AUGCAUAUCAAGGAGAUGCUCGAAGACGCCGAGAGGACUAGCCAGCCGUCCUUCUCGUUCGAAUACUUCCCGCCCAAGACUGCCCAGGGUGUGCAGAACCUCUACGAGCGUAUGGAACGCAUGUACGAAUUCGGACCCAAGUUCAUCGAUGUAACAUGGGGUGCUGGUGGUCGAAUUGCCGAGCUUACCUGUGAGAUGGUUACACAAGCACAAACAUUCUUCGGUCUCGAGACAUGCAUGCACCUUACUUGCACAGACAUGGGCGAGGAAAAAGUCAACGAUGCUCUACAGAAAGCCUACCAAGCAGGCUGCACGAACAUCCUGGCAUUACGUGGUGACCCGCCAAGAGAGAAAGAGAAGUGGACAGCUACAGAGGGUGGCUUCCAGUAUGCCAGAGACCUCGUCAAGCACAUUCGACAGAAAUAUGGGAACCAUUUCGAUAUUGGUGUUGCCGGCUAUCCGGAAGGUUGUGAUGAUAACAAGGAUGAGGAGUCGCUAUUGGAUCAUCUAAAGGAGAAGGUCGAUGAAGGCGCUACAUUCAUCGUGACGCAGAUGUUUUAUGAUGCCGACAACUUUGUGAGAUGGGUCGGUAAAGUCCGGGACAGGGGUAUCACCAUUCCCAUCGUGCCCGGCAUCAUGCCAAUUGCCACGUAUGCCAGCUUCAUCAGGAGAGCGAACCACAUGAACUGCAAGAUCCCCGAGCAUUUUACCAAGGCCCUGGAAUCCGUCAGGAAUGACGACUCUGCUGUUCGAGAGGUCGGAAAGACAUUAGUAGCUGAUAUGUGUCGCAAGAUCCUGGCUGCUGGCAUUGUGCAUCUCCACUUCUAUACUAUGAACCUUGCUCAGGCUACUCGCAUGGUUCUCGAAGAGCUUGAUUGGAUGCCAACAAACAAUCGCCCAAGAAACCCAGCAUUGCCGUGGAAGAAGUCCCUCGGGUUGGGCCGCAGGGAAGAGGAUGUACGUCCGGCAUUCUGGCGCAACAGAAACAAGUCCUACGUUGCGCGAACCCAGGACUGGGAUGAAUUCCCCAACGGCAGAUGGGGUGAUUCACGGUCACCUGCUUUCGGAGAGUUGGACGCUUAUGGCAUCGGCCUAACUGGCACAAAUGAAGCCAACAAAAAGAAGUGGGGAGAGCCGAAAGCCGUCAAAGACAUCGCUGACCUCUUUGUACGGUACGUGGAGAAGGACCUCGAGUCUUUGCCAUGGAGUGAAGCACCCAUCACUUCAGAAGCGGACUCGAUCCGGGAAGAUCUCAUCAGCUUGAACAAGCGUGGCCUGUUGACGGUCAACUCACAGCCUGCCGUCAAUGGUGCCAAGUCCAACCAUCCAAUCCACGGCUGGGGCCCACCGAAUGGGUAUGUCUACCAAAAGUCAUACCUGGAACUUCUUGUUUCGCCCGAGUUAUUCCAGAAGAUCUUGCCACGAAUCCACAACCAUCCCGAUAUAUCGUACUACGCAGUGACCAAGAACGGCAACCUAAAAUCGAAUGCGCCUACUGAAGGACCUAACGCGGUAACAUGGGGAGUUUUUCCUGGACAAGAAAUUGUUCAGCCCACCAUUGUUGAAAGUAUCAGCUUCCUCGCAUGGAAAGACGAGGCUUUCACUCUAGGAGUGCAAUGGGCACGUUGUUAUGACGCCGACAGCCCCAGCAGAGCGCUCAUUGACAAGAUCAUGAGUGAGUGGUAUCUGGUCAACAUUGUUAACAAUGACUUCCACCAACCACGGGCGAUCUUUGAGCUUUUUGAGGGGUUGUCAAUAGACGGCGUAGAAGAUGAGAUUGUGGUACCCCCUAAAGUGACCAACGGAGUUCAGGCGGAGCCACUCGAUUAG
Molecule: messenger RNA, 1830 nt
Organism: Truncatella angustata
Lineage: Eukaryota; Fungi; Ascomycota; Sordariomycetes; Amphisphaeriales; Sporocadaceae
Product: methylenetetrahydrofolate reductase 1
Exons: 2
Coding region: 1-1830 (609 amino acids)
Biological process (GO): tetrahydrofolate interconversion
Cellular component (GO): cytosol
Molecular function (GO): methylenetetrahydrofolate reductase [NAD(P)H] activity; FAD binding
Source: RefSeq, a predicted model, not a curated record